This is a messenger RNA of Acytostelium subglobosum LB1, 1131 nucleotides long. RefSeq lists its product as hypothetical. NCBI's taxonomy places the organism in Eukaryota, Evosea, Eumycetozoa, Acytosteliales, Acytosteliaceae. The transcript has a single exon. The annotation marks the transcript as partial. The record is from RefSeq and is a predicted model, not a curated record.
CACAUCACACCUGGCGACAUACCAGAGUCAGUCACAUGGUUGAGACUUUAUAAAAUGGAACAACCACUUAUUCCAGGACUCUUGCCCAGUAGUCUUACAGAGUUGAGCUUUACAGAGUUCAAUCAACCUUUGACACAUGGAUGCUUGCCUACAUCACUAACCAGUCUGGCUUUGGGAACGUACUUUAAUCAACCAAUCUCACCAGGUAUACUUCCAAGCUCAUUGAAGUCACUUUGGUUUGGCAGACAUUUCGUUCAAUCAUUGACAACAAGAUGCAUCCCAGAUUCUGUGACCAAUCUCACGCUUCACAACAGAGAUAAAGCUACUAUUGAGAUCGGCACCAUUCCUCACUCAGUAAGAUCACUAAGAAUCACAUCGCUUCUUACAUUCAAAGGUCUGAUACCACUUGGUGUUAAUGCUCUAUGGUUGGGACAGUCAUUAUCAAAGAAACCUCAAUCACUGGUCAUUGGUAGUGGAUGUCUACCAAACUCAAUCACAAGUCUAACACUUGGACCAAACUUCAAUCAACCUUUGGAAAAAGGUGUCAUCCCUGACUCUGUGCGACACCUCUCAUUCGGUGAUGAUUAUAAUCAGUUGUUACCAACAGGUGUUAUCCCUCAGUUUGUUGAACACAUUACAUUUGGUUAUCUAUUCAAUCAAUCACUCGUUGGAACAUUACAAUCUUUAGCAUGUUUGAUCACACUGACUUUUGGAGACAUGUUCAAUCAAACAUUUGACCAACACAUUCUCCCCUCUUCAUUACAGUCAUUGGUGCUUGGAUUGGAGUAUUGCCAAUCAUUGUCAGACCUACCACUCACUCUCUCCAGACUAUCACUUUGUUCUAACAAAGAUGUAAAUAGUACAUAUCAGAGCCUCUCUAGUGAGCUACUCAAUCAACGCCCAUAUAUUGAGUUCAAGGGUACAUUGUUCCCUCAAGUCUUAAUGGAUGGGUAUCUGGUUGACUCAAUCAUUGAGCAUCGAAUCAAUUGUGAUCUAUCACUCCCUGAUCACAUCCAGAGUAUACGCUUCAUUGAUGACAAUGGCACAAUAUUCUCAAUGACUAACAAAUGUAAAGGUGGCUUCAUCACAGGCUCCAGGCUCAAGCAACUACUUUGUCAAUAUGAGUUGAGC